Molecule: messenger RNA, 408 nt
Organism: Penicillium cataractarum
Lineage: Eukaryota; Fungi; Ascomycota; Eurotiomycetes; Eurotiales; Aspergillaceae
Exons: 1
Coding region: 1-408 (135 amino acids)
Source: RefSeq, a predicted model, not a curated record
AUGUCAGCUCCAGAUAUUCCCCACCAUAUUGCAGUCCUUAUCGAGGCUGCAGUCGGAGAGGUCAUUGCGGACGGUGACAGCGACCAAGUGGUGGUGACUACUUUGGCUGAUCUGUUUGAAGUCAAGAAAGCCGUAUCUAAGGGCAACUCGGCGCAACUGGUUGGUUCCAUGACGGAGGAAGCACUUCACCAUUUGACAGAGAAGCGUUAUAGCAGUCGAUUUGGGUCUCUUACGCUGAACUCUGCCGAUGGAUAUAACGCCGGGCUGCGUUCAGCAGCCGAGCCGAAAGGGGCUCGUCCAACGUUUGCUGCUCAAGCAAGUCACGGCGAACCCUCUCCCGAACUCAAAAGAUCGCAUGCAAGGCCAUGUUCCAAUGACAGGAGAAAACGGUCAAUACUAGAUGGAUAA